UUUAUAAUAUGAAAAACAACAGUUAUCACUAAUCAGUAUGUGUUCAGUGUUGUUUUAAAAUUUUAACUUUUUGCCGAUAUUACAAAGUUGUGUGUCAAUAUGCCUAUGAAAAGCUACAUACCAUACUCUAGUGAAUCACAUUUUCCAAUAGAAAAUUUACCAUAUGGUGUAUUUUCAACUACUGACGAUUCAACACCGCGAAUAGGAGUUGCUAUUGGUGAUAAAAUUCUGGAUUUAAAAUMCUCCAAAAAUGUUUUUGAACAACCUCUACGUGAAGUAUUUCAACAACCAUCUCUUCAAAGUUUCAUGGCUUUAAAUAAAAACACAUGGUCCCAAGCUCGUAAGUCGAUUCAAUCUUAUUUAAGCAUUGAAAAUCAUGAGAAUUUGAAGAAUGGUGUAUUUCGGAAUCAAAAUGAAGUUAAAAUGCAUUUGCCUACUAUAAUAGGUGAUUAUACUGAUUUUUUUUCAUCAUAUUAUCAUGCUUACAAUUGCGGUCGCCUCUUUGCACCAGAUAAACCUAUAGCUGAUAAUUGGAAAAAUAUGCCAAUUGCUUAUCAUGGUCGAGCAUCAUCAAUUAGAAUAUCUGGUACACCAGUUGUUCGGCCAUGUGUGCAGUAUUUAAAAGAUGAUCAAGUGAAAUUUGGUCCCACAGAAAUGUUAGAUUAUGAACUAGAAGUUGCAUUUUUUGUGGGUGGUUCUUUAAAUUCUUUGAAUGAACCGAUACCAAUCAACAAAGCUUCAGAUCACAUAUUUGGUAUGGUUUUAUUGAAUGAUUGGAGUGCCAGAGACAUACAGCAAUGGGAAUCAUAUUUUCUUGGACCAUUUCUUUCAAAAAAUUUUAUCACUACCAUUUCACCCUGGAUAGUGACAAUGGAAGCUUUAGAAGAAUUCAAAACGAACAACUUUAAACAAGAACUGACUCCGUUGAAGUAUUUACUGCAUGACUUUAAAUACAAUUUUGACAUCAAAUUAAACGCAAGUGUCCGUGGUCAAAAAUCACAGAAAACUCAUUCCAUUUGUAAUACCAACUAUAAGUAUAUGUACUGGACUCCAAUACAACAAAUAGCUCAUCAUACCAUUAAUGGUUGUAAUUUACAACCAGGGGAUUUAUUGUCAUCUGGAACUAUUAGUGGUCCAGAAGAGGAACAGCGUGCUUGUUUGAUAGAAAGAACUCGAGGAGGGAAAAUAUUUAUAGACCUAGGUGAAAGAAAGUUGAAAUAUUUUGAGGAUGGUGAUGAAGUAAUAAUAUCAGGAUUUUGUCAAGGAAAUGGAUAUAAAAUUGGUUUUGGCAACUGUAGCAGCCAAAUUCUUCCUGCAAAAAAUUUGGCAUAAAAUUUAAAAUAAUAUACUACUUUUAUUUUAUUGUUUUUAUUGAUUCUAUGUUUGAAAAAUGUUGUAAUAGGU
Diuraphis noxia (Russian wheat aphid) is the source of this 1404-nucleotide messenger RNA. It is a transcript of the gene Faa, whose product is annotated as fumarylacetoacetate hydrolase. The record is from RefSeq and is a predicted model, not a curated record. Gene Ontology annotation, biological process: homogentisate catabolic process; L-tyrosine catabolic process; L-phenylalanine catabolic process. Lineage: Eukaryota; Metazoa; Arthropoda; Insecta; Hemiptera; Aphididae. Gene Ontology annotation, molecular function: fumarylacetoacetase activity.